Molecule: messenger RNA, 521 nt
Organism: Dothidotthia symphoricarpi CBS 119687
Lineage: Eukaryota; Fungi; Ascomycota; Dothideomycetes; Pleosporales; Dothidotthiaceae
Product: U6 snRNA-associated Sm-like protein LSm7
Exons: 3
Coding region: 90-485 (131 amino acids)
Biological process (GO): nuclear-transcribed mRNA catabolic process; mRNA splicing, via spliceosome
Cellular component (GO): spliceosomal tri-snRNP complex; Lsm1-7-Pat1 complex; U12-type spliceosomal complex
Molecular function (GO): RNA binding
Source: RefSeq, a predicted model, not a curated record
CACACAGCGUAGUGGGAGCUGGAGCGGCACGUCACCGUAAAGCGCGUACACCCACACACAAACACACCCCCACUCUCAGACCUCACACCAUGUCUGAGCGCGGCGCAUUCCGGGGGCGAGGAGGCGGACGAGGCGGCGACCGAGGAGGGAGGGGCGGAGGUCGAGGCGGCGCACAGGGCGGAGCUGCAGCGGGACAGACAGAGCGGCCCAAGAAGGAGAACAUCCUCGACUUGAGCAAGUACAUGGACAAGCAGAUUACCGUCAAGUUCAGCGGUGGACGCGAGGUCAUUGGGACACUCAAGGGCUAUGACCAGCUCAUGAACCUUGUCUUGGAUGAGGUCAAGGAGGCUAUGACGGAUGACGAGGGUAACGUCAGAUACCGCAAGCUUGGCCUUAUAGUCGCACGCGGUACCCUUCUCGUUGUAAUAUCUCCCAUCGACGGCAGCGAAGAGAUUGCGAACCCCUUCAUAGCAGAGGAGGAAUGAACUGUCAAUUCGGGUUUGGAUGGGGCCGACAAUGGG